GAGAGAGAGAACCUCAUGAUUCAAACUGCCUUUUCUGUUCAUAAUUGAAUCUUUAUACUGAAAUGGGUUUAUCUCCAAUGACACAGGAGCAGGCCUUCCUUUGUUUUCCAUGGCUUUUGCUUCAGCCACCCCCAGAUUUUCGUAUCCUCCUCCCACUCACUCCACAGGAAUCCGUUGAAAACCAGUGACCCCAUUUAUGAAAACCCAUAUACAGACAUCAGGAGCUUCUUUCAAUGGCAUUCAAAUCUCACAUAAAAGCCCCAAUGACCCACGAUUUUCACUGCCAAUUAGAGCUAUUGGCCCCCAAUCUUGGUCCUUCUCCGGUGGUACCUACUAUAUUCACUCUCGCCGCAAAAUUUAGGUGGGCAGCAUUUGGCAUCUGCUAUUGUCGCUUGGAAUCAUUCUGGCAAUGGAUAAAUUUUUGGAACGGGCUUUUAAAGCUGCAGCUAUUAAGUUUCCGAGUGCCCUUUUCGGGAUUUUCUGUGUGUUUUCCAUUCUGAUGAUCCCUGAUUCUGUAGUUCCUUCUGCUGCAACAAGUUUCAUGAACUUCUUUGAGCCAGCAAAUAUGUUUAUUCAGAGGUGGCUUGCAUUGUUUUAUGUUCCUUUUGUUGUGGUUUUGCCUCUGGACGUGAGAGAUAUCCCUGCGGCUUCAGGAAUCAAGAUUUGUUUCGUCAUAGUUGGGGGUUGGCUGGCUUCAGUUUUUGUUGCUGGUUACACAGCAAUAACGGUAAGAAAGAUUGUAAGGGCAGAAAUGAUAGCUGUCGAACCUAUGCCAAAGCCUUCUCCAUUCUCAAAAUUUGAAUUGUGGACUUGGACUGGAUUUUUCUUUGUGUCAUUUAUUUCUGCACUCCUAUAUCCGACAGCACUUGGGACGAAUGCAAGAACAUGCCUGCCUUUCCUACUUGCAGCUACUUUGUUAGGUUACAUGGUUGGUUGUGGGUUUCCCUCUGACAUCAAGAAGGUGUUCCACCCUAUUUUUUUUUGUGCACUAUCAGCAGAUUUGGCAGCAGUAGCUUUUGGGUGUUUAUCAAAGUCUGGUGUGGAUAUUGUUCUAGGUGUCAAUACAUCUCUCACAGCUACUGUUGUCGUUUUAACUGGUCUUGUGGGUGCAAAUUUUGUACAAACAAUACUUGACAAACUUCAUUUUAAUGAUCCUAUAGCUCAAGGAAUUGCAACGACAUCUAGUGCUCAUGGAUUGGGAACGGCAGCAUUAUCAGCAAAGGAUCCUGAAGCUCUCCCAUUUUGUGCAAUUACUUAUGGUCUAACUAGUAUAUUUGGAUCAUUAAUUAAUUUGUUCAGUUCCAGCAGUCAGGCACAGCCUGCUUCUGAUAGCAAGAUAAAAUUAUUGCUAAUUUCACACAACUAUAUUUGAGCCAUCAAUAUGAGUACCCUUCCCUCAAAUAGUUUUUCAAAUAUUGUGAAGGGUUUGUUUUCCAUCUUAUAGCCUCCCACUAGCUUGCUGUACAGAAUCUCUAACUUUGCUCUAGGCCCAUCCAUAUAAGUAAUGCAAGUGUUCUCCAGUAAAAUA
Molecule: messenger RNA, 1528 nt
Organism: Macadamia integrifolia
Lineage: Eukaryota; Viridiplantae; Streptophyta; Magnoliopsida; Proteales; Proteaceae
Product: plastidal glycolate/glycerate translocator 1, chloroplastic-like
Exons: 6
Coding region: 410-1372 (320 amino acids)
Source: RefSeq, a predicted model, not a curated record